Molecule: messenger RNA, 661 nt
Organism: Staurois parvus
Lineage: Eukaryota; Metazoa; Chordata; Amphibia; Anura; Ranidae
Source: the annotation of a GenBank genome assembly
ACAGUACAGGACACAGGUGGUCGGUGCACACAGCGGGGACAGUUCAGAACAAGGGUGGUCGGUGCACACAGCGGGGACAGUUCAGAACAAGGGUGGUCGGUGCACACAGCGGGGACAGUUCAGAACACGGGUGGUUGGUGCACACAGCAGGCACAGUUCAGGACACAGGUGGUCAGUGCGCACAACAGGGACAGUUCAGGACACAGGUGGUCAGACAGCUUGCAGACCCUCAGAGGCAGGUGGCUCCAGACAGGGACGACCAGUGGUCAGCAUUCCAGGGACAUCCAGCGAUCAGCAGACAGCAGCAGCUCCCAGGGCACUCAGCAGCAGACAGCCUCCAGGGACAUGCAGCCACGGAUAGUGUGCAGGGUCCCUCAGCAGCAGCGCCCAGGGCACUCAGCAGCAGACAUGGUGCAAGGGUGCUCAGUAGACAGGCUUACAGACUUGCAGGGUCUGGCAGGGUCUCAGCUGUGGGGUCUGACCUUUGAGGAGAAGGCUCAUGCAGAGCUGUGGAGACUCCCAACCCUGGGGUAUUGCAGAGGGCUACAGUCCUGACAUUUUGGGGGUCUGCAGAGUGCGCAGGGGGGAUGGCUGGGGAGGCUCCAUCCCCCUCAACCGAGCCUCCCAACAUCUUUCUGGGAGCAAGAUGAUUCCAGCAGCA